AUGUUGCAUGCUUCUAGGCUGCCUGAUGACAUAAGGGCUAAUAAUGGCAUCCCAAGUAAGGCUUUGAAUGAGCUUUUAUGGUCUGGAUAUGGUGUUGAGAUGGCACAACCAGACUUUGCGUUGCCAUCUAACCGUGAUGUUAUCAAAUCAACAAACGAGGGUUCACAUGCAAAUUGUGCUUGGUAUCCCCCUGCACAUCCAGAUAGACCCCUAGUAUUUAUGAGCAUUUUCAUAUCUUUCAAGGCUUCUCUGGAUGGCCUUUUUGCUGGUUGUAAGAGUCUUAUUGGAGUGGAUGAGGCUCAUUUAAAGGGUAAUUAUGGUGGUGUUUUGUUAUCUGCAAUUGCCCUUAAUGGCACCAAUGAAAUGUUUCCAGUGGCAUGGGGUAUUGUUUCAUGUGAAGAUGAAGAGAGUUGGAAGCAGAAGGGAAUUGACAAGACUCUCAAUGAUUUGUGGCCUAAGGUGCAAAGAAGAUAUUCAUGUGGGGCUUUCUCAACCUUCACAUUUGCAAAGACCAUGAAUGAGAUUGAGAAAAACAACCCUGAGGCUAGGAAAUGGCUUGUUAACUUGGGUUCACAGGAGAGAUGGACAAAACAUAAAUUCGAUCCUGAAUUGAAGUGUGACAUUAACAAGACAAAUUUUGUGGAAAGCUUCAAUGCAACCCUAGGAACUGACAGGUGCAAGCCCGUGUUAACUAUGUUAGAGGGAAUUAGGAGAGUCACAAUGGUUAGGUUAGCUGCAAAGAGGCAAAAGUGUGAAGAUUGGGAGAGGCUGUGUCCAAACAUUGUGAAGAGAGCUCAAGUAUUGUGCAAUGAGAGUAGGUCUUGUAGGACUUUCAUGUCUAGUCCAGGGGAGUAUAAGGUGGUGGAGGGUAAAUCAACUCUGUCUGUCAGUUUGAACCAACACACAUGCCUUUGCAAUGUGUGGUAA
Molecule: messenger RNA, 927 nt
Organism: Amaranthus tricolor (Joseph's coat)
Lineage: Eukaryota; Viridiplantae; Streptophyta; Magnoliopsida; Caryophyllales; Amaranthaceae
Exons: 6
Coding region: 1-927 (308 amino acids)
Source: RefSeq, a predicted model, not a curated record